AUCCCAUUGUUGAUAAGCGCAGCACUUCCCUCUGCCCUUCGAUAGCUAGAACGCACCAGAACACUAUCAUAACUAGCCGCAGCCUUGGAAGGGCAGAGCCGGUGAGGCCCUGAAAACCACGAUGUCAGACCUACCACAGCCUGUCAAUCUACCCUCACGAAACAGUUUCUCCGCACCUGAAUAUGCACAUUACGAAGGAGCUAAACAUUUCACCGACGACACGAGCGUCCAAGCAACCAAAAUGGAGCACCAAGGGUGGUCUACUAGCGAACGCGAGGCUUUUCUACAACAACCAAAAGCGUUUAGUAUCGAACGAAGAACAUUAUGGAUACUCCUUGGCAUUGUUAUACUCCUGAUAGCUGCUGGAGUUGGUGGAGGUGUCGGAGGUUCCAUGGCUGUACAAAACUCGAAAUGCAAGUCCAUCAACGCCACGAAUUCGGCACAACCUUCACCUACCCCUACAAGUUCUGCAACCAACAAUACCAUUUUGCUUUCCGACCCAAGAGAGAUAGAACUUGUUUCUGGAUGCCCCGACAGCAAUAUUGCCUCUACAUAUGAUGAAAAGAACUACUUUAGCUGUAGAACGAGAACUGGUUCUGAUGGCAAUGAUGUCAUGGCAGUAAUUGCCUUUUCUGUUGAGGGGUGCUUGGAAGCGUGUAUGAGCUAUAAUACGUGGAAACAAACCGACAAAGAAUGCGUUCGGGCCGUUUACGCUCGAGAUCUGAAGAAGGCUUUCGAGAAGAACUUCGCGAACUGUUGGCUGAAGGGCGAAAAUAAUGGACAGAUCAUUGCAGAACGCGAGAAUGUCAUACUCCUAGACAAGUGCUCAACUUAUGAGGAAUGCUCGAAGAGGACGAGCAAGGCUUGAGAAUUAUCAAGGUCGGAAAUUGCCGCAACGCAUGCAUCAAGCCUUCAGCCAGAUUAGAGGGUCCUGUGGUCUCAAAACGCAUUGUGAAGCCUUUUCAUAAUCCUUCAAUAACUUUUGAAAACACUUCUAUCGAUCUAUACGAUUAUUUUGUCAACCGCGAGAUGGUGGGCCCUUUACCUACUGUUUUGCAAUAGAUUCACUGAACAGGGUGGCUCGCUUUACAAAUAAAGAGGAUUCUGCGGAUAGUCAAGCGUGG
Aaosphaeria arxii CBS 175.79 is the source of this 1124-nucleotide messenger RNA. RefSeq lists its product as uncharacterized. The transcript has 3 exons. The coding region runs from base 122 to 868 and encodes 248 amino acids. The record is from RefSeq and is a predicted model, not a curated record. NCBI's taxonomy places the organism in Eukaryota, Fungi, Ascomycota, Dothideomycetes, Pleosporales.